AUGCCCUCCGACGCUACGGCCUCAGCGCGGAGAGCGAGCUCGUUGGAGUCAGCGUGCUGCCGAGACACAAUCGAGAGCCGCUGGCGACGAACAGGCGGCGGUGAAUAUUUAAAGUGCUCCGGUCCACAUGGUGUGGCCGGAGUCGUGCAGGCCUGCCGUGCUCCUCUCCUUUCUCCCCUGUUCUCCCGCGUCCUCGAGUUGCUCAGGCGCUCCGUUCAGGUCCAUUCUGGUGGUUGCCCGCCAGUCCCAAAUAUAGCUUUGUCUGAUGGGGCCUCGGCCGCGGCAGUAGCCACGACGGAAAGCAGUUGGAGCGUGAGGCAGUCAGGAUCUCACCGUGAUGCUGGUUCUGUCGCAGUCGCACUCAAGAGCUACGGCGAGGCAAAGCAGUGGAUCGCAGCGCUAGAACUUUUCCGAGAUGCGGUGCUUUCGCGCACGCAAGUCUGCUCAAUCCUGUACAACACCGCUAUCGGCGCUUGUGGAAGAGGUAUGCGAUGGCGGCAUGCGCUCUCCGUACUCGGGGAGAUGCGGGAUGCCUCGGUGGAGCCGAACGUAUUCUGCUGCAGUGCUGGAAUCAGCGCAUGCGAGAAGGGCAGGCAGUGGCAACAGGCUCUGUCGCUGUUAUACGAGAUGCCGAAAACGAAGGUGGAACCAAACGUUCUCUGCUACAAUGCUGGGAUCAGUGCGUGCGAGAAAGGCGGGCAGUGGCAGCAAGCGUUGUUGCUGCUAAGCGAGCUCUUUGACGUGAGGCUGGAGCCGGACGUUGUCAGCUACUGUGCUGGAAUCAGUGCGUGCGAGAAAGGAGGGCAGUGGAAGCAGGCGCUGGCGUUGCUGAGUGCCGUGUGGGAAGCGAGGCUUGAGCCGGGUGUCAUCGUCUACAGUGCUGGAGUCAGCGCGUGUGCGAAGUGCGGACAGUGGCAACGGUCGGUAUCAUUGAUGGUUGAAAUGUGGGGAGCGAAGGUGGAGCCAGACGUCUUAGCUACAAUGCUGGAAUCACCGCGUGCGAGAAAGGCGGGCAGUGGAAGCAGGCGCUAUCGUUGCUGA
Messenger RNA from Prorocentrum cordatum, 1041 nucleotides. Lineage: Eukaryota; Dinophyceae; Prorocentrales; Prorocentraceae. The record is from the annotation of a GenBank genome assembly.